This is a messenger RNA of Jatropha curcas, 1830 nucleotides long. Its product is annotated as F-box/FBD/LRR-repeat protein At1g13570. The record is from RefSeq and is a predicted model, not a curated record. Gene Ontology annotation, molecular function: protein binding. Lineage: Eukaryota; Viridiplantae; Streptophyta; Magnoliopsida; Malpighiales; Euphorbiaceae.
GUUUCCUCCCAUUUUCUCUCCCGGGCCAGAAUUGAAUGACAUACGCGGUCUGUACCAUCCCAUGCUCUCAGUUUUUUGCUCUUUUCUGCUUCGGUUGAUUAUUGCGUUUCGUCACUUCUUCGAUUCUUCCUCUUCAGGAUUAUUAAUUUCUUAGAAGUUACUUCAAGCUGCUUACUCAUAAUUCCCGGAAUUUGGACGUUAAGAUUACAAUACGUAGCAAUAAUCUUGCUUUGCUUGGUGAAUUAGAUUUUGAGCCAUACUAUUAACUCAAGCAAGAAGCUCGUGAUGGUUUGGCAAUCUCUGUGGGAAAAUCGAAUAAGAUGAAGCACAGAGAACCACCCAAAUUUCCUUGCUUAGAGACGGAGAUAGACAGAAUCAGCAGCUUACCCGGGCAUGUUUUGGACCAAAUUUUAUCUCAGUUGUCAAUUAGAGAUGCAGUGAGAACUAGUGCUUUAUCUAGGAAGUGGAGGUAUAAAUGGGCUAAAAUUCCACAUCUUGUGUUUGAUAAUCAGUGUGUCCCAAAUCCCUCUCAAGAUCAAGCUCUCAUCAAGAAUAAACUUGUCAACAUUGUUGACCAUGUCCUCUUACUUCAUAAUGGUCCAAUACACAAGUUCAAACUCUCUCACCGAGAUCUUCUCGGUGUCAGUGACAUUGAUCGAUGGAUUCUUCAUUUAUCAAGAAGUUCUCUCAAAGAAUUCAUACUUGAAAUAUGGAAGGGCCAACGCUACAAAGUGCCAUCUUCUUUAUUCUCUUUUGAACAUCUGAUUCAUUUGGAGCUGUUUAAUUGUUUGCUAAAACCUCCUUUAACAUUCAAAGGCUUCCGGAAUUUGAAGAGCCUUGACCUUCAGCACAUUACUCUGACCCAGCACGUGUUUGAAAAUCUAAUUCUUAGCUGCCCUCUGCUUGAGAGGUUGACGUUGAUGAACUUUGAUGGUUUCACUCACCUUAACAUCAAUGCUCCAAAUCUUCAAUUUUUCGAUGUUGGAGGCGUUUAUGAUGACGUUAGUUUUGAAAAUACUAGUCAUUUAACUCUAGUUUCUAUUGGCUUGUAUGUGAAUGUCAAAAAUGACCGAAAUGUGGUUCAUGGGAAUUCCAGUAAGCUGCUCAGGUUCUUUGCUAACCUGCCUCACAUCCAAAGGCUUGAGGUUCAGAGUUACUUUCUGAAGUAUUUGUCUAUUGGCAACGUGCCAGGCAGAUUGCCAAAACCAUGCAUUGAUCUGAAUUACCUUUCUAUACGCAUAAAUUUCAAUGAUAUAGAGGAGAAUUCAGCUGCCUUGUGCCUUUUAAGAAGUUCCCCUAAUUUGCAGGAGCUGGAGAUGCUGGCUCGCCCGGAGGAACAGACUUCUAUGGUUCCAAUAGCUAACUUUUGGGAAGAUGACCAUUGGAACAGCUUAUUUGGCCAAUUACGACUUGUGAGAAUUGUUGGCAUUUCUGGUGUCCGAUCUGAACUUGAUUUCAUUAACUUUAUGCUUUCCAACUCUCCUGUUCUUGAGAGAAUGACUGUUAAACCGGCUUCCAGUGAUGGGGGAUGGGAGUUGUUAAAAGAGUUGCUGCGUUUCCGGCGAGCCUCUGUCCGAGCAGAAAUCAUUUAUCUUGAUCCAUAACUACGGUUAUAUAAUUUGGCAGCCAUUGACAUAAUGCAUUACAUGUAAAAAGAAAUGUGAAUUUGUGAGUAUACAUAACGCAUUAUGUCACUAAGGUCAGUUUGCUAUUUUCUAUUUGAGUAUAAAUGGCCUUGGCCUUGUAUAACAAACAAGCCUCAGCAGUAUUAACCGAAUUUCAUUUUGCUUAGAUGAAUAAUUAUCAAUUAAGUUUGUUUCUUUUCACUUC